AUGAAGCCUCUCCUGCCCGGUCUAAAAAUGGAACGUUCAAGCCAAGGGUCCUCAAGCCUGCCAGCGCCAGCCGCACAAACGCUCGCUGUCACGAUCGAGCUCGUCGGAGAUGCGUCGACAACGGGAAGGGAUCUACACCAACAAAGGGAACUUGUCACCGGCGCAGUGUACCCUUCUGGGAGAAAGAAUGGAAGGGUCUUCGAACUUUCGAAGGAUGGGAGCGUGGCAGUCCCAGGAGGACGGUUAAGACAUUCACCUUGGAAUGCGAGGCAUGCCGCGCAGCGGAGCAUUACCAUUCUUCAGGAAACGGCUUGA
Molecule: messenger RNA, 315 nt
Organism: Amorphotheca resinae ATCC 22711
Lineage: Eukaryota; Fungi; Ascomycota; Leotiomycetes; Helotiales; Amorphothecaceae
Exons: 1
Coding region: 1-315 (104 amino acids)
Source: RefSeq, a predicted model, not a curated record